GCCCCCGCUCCGGGUGACGGGAGCGGAGCGGGGCACGGCGGGCAGCGGUGCCGCCGCCGCCACCGCCACCAUGUCCGGGCGCGGCCACAACAAGCUGCCGACCACCGAGCGCAUCGUCAAGGCUGUGCCAUUCCCUCCCACGCAGCGGCUCACCCUCAAGGAGGUGUUUGAGGAUGGCAAACCCAGGCUGGACGUCCUCAAGAGCCACCUGGUGAAGGAGGGCAGGCUGGAGGAGGACGCGGCGCUGAAAAUCAUCAACGACGGCGCCGCCAUCCUGAGGCACGAGAAAACCAUGAUCGAGGUGGAGGCUCCCAUCACAGUGUGUGGUGACAUCCAUGGGCAGUUCUUUGACCUGAUGAAGCUCUUUGAAGUGGGAGGAUCACCCAAUAACACCCGCUACCUCUUCCUGGGGGACUACGUGGACAGAGGCUACUUCAGUAUAGAGUGCGUGCUGUAUUUAUGGAGUUUAAAGAUAAAUCAUCCCAAAACGUUGUUCCUCCUUCGAGGGAACCACGAGUGCAGGCACCUCACAGAGUACUUCACCUUCAAGCAGGAAUGUCGAAUCAAGUACUCGGAGCGAGUGUACGACGCGUGCAUGGACACCUUCGACUGUCUUCCUCUUGCUGCCCUCCUCAACCAGCAAUUCCUGUGUGUCCACGGGGGCCUGUCUCCAGAAAUCACGUGUCUAGAUGACAUUAGGAAAUUAGACAGGUUCAAGGAGCCUCCAGCCUUUGGUCCGAUGUGUGACCUGCUGUGGUCAGAUCCCUCGGAGGAUUACGGCAACGAGAAAACCCUGGAGCACUUUGCCCACAACACUGUCCGAGGCUGCUCCUAUUUCUACAGUUAUCCUGCAGUGUGUGAAUUUUUGCAGAACAAUAGUUUGUUAUCCGUAAUCCGAGCUCACGAAGCCCAGGACGCCGGGUAUCGAAUGUACAGGAAGAGCCAGACCACGGGCUUUCCCUCGUUAAUCACAAUCUUCUCUGCACCAAAUUACUUAGAUGUCUAUAACAACAAGGCUGCUGUACUGAAAUAUGAAAACAACGUCAUGAACAUCAGGCAGUUCAACUGUUCCCCUCACCCCUACUGGCUUCCAAACUUCAUGGAUGUCUUCACAUGGUCCUUGCCUUUUGUAGGGGAAAAGGUCACCGAGAUGCUCGUGAACAUCCUCAACAUCUGCUCCGACGACGAGCUGAUCUCGGAUGGCGACGAGACCUUGGAAGAUCACUACAUUUCAAGCUAUCCGAAAGGUGGGACAACGGUGCGCAAGGAGAUCAUCAGGAAUAAGAUCAGAGCCAUUGGGAAGAUGGCACGGGUCUUCUCAGUCCUUCGGGAGGAGAGUGAGAGCGUGCUGACCCUCAAAGGCCUGACCCCCACAGGUACCCUGCCCCUGGGAGUGCUCUCGGGGGGGAGGCAGACCCUGCAGACCGCCACAGUAGAAGCGGUAGAGGCACGGGAAGGUAUGGCUAGAACCCGGCGAGAGACUCAAAUCAUCUCCGUGUCCAUCCGCGGCUUCUCCCCGCAGCACAAGAUCCGCAGCUUCGAGGAGGCGCGGGGGCUGGACCGCAUCAACGAGCGCAUGCCGCCGCGCAAGGAUUCGCUGCACGCGGACGGCCCCGUGAACUUGGUAACCUCGAACUCUGCGGACAAGAACGGCACGGGCAAGAAACCCCAGUAACGCCAGAGGAUCCAAAACGUCAUGAAUUUUAUUUAUUUAUUAGCGGGGUGGGGUGGGGGCAGGGGGAGAAAACCGGCUUCACCUGGAGGCACGUCCAUAAAUCCAGUCCGCAUCCGUUCUGUGAGAAAGCGACCAUUUUGUAAUUUUUUUUUUUUUUUUUAAUUUAUGUUCAAUAUAUAUGAAAAUGUCUUUUUUUUUUUUUUCUUUUUUUUUUUUUUUUUUUUUUUGAGUUAGAAACCAAUCCAACUGCUAGAGCAUCCCGGGAGUGUUGUGCUGUCCAGCUGCCCUCCCCGAGAGGCCAAACCUCUGCUGGGGGGUGUUGGAUUAAAAAUCAAAAAUCAGUCAAACCAGGCAACUUGGGUCGUUGGCUUUGGCACAAUUUGGACUUAGCCUGAGCUUUCCACAGCAGGUCCUUCCCUUCAGGAUACGGUUGGGUUGGUUUUCCUUUACACACCUGUUUUCUUCCCCAGAUUUUUCCUGUUCUUUUUUUCCACCUCUUGCCUACCUGCAGCUGCUGCUUUAGCAACCAAUUCCCUGGAAGGCAGAUUGCUGGGAUCCAUCCCUCUUUUCCAAGGUGACAGCCAGGGGCAGCUCCAGGGUUGUUAACACCAAUCACAGCACCUUUUCCUUCAGGAUUUCAACUUUAUCCCAAAGGAAAAUCGGGAGAAGGUGGGGGAAGUGCUGCCCCUUGUUGUGGCUCUUCCUCUUGGAGCAGUCAGUUUGUGCAGCAGAAUUCUCUUGGGAAUCCCUCUGAUUCAGAGCAGAGGAAUUAUCUCUGCUGUCUGAUGAUCCCUGGGAAAGCUGCAGGGCAAAGUUUUAAAGGAAAAGGGGGGUGAUUUACACCCUGCAAGCUUCAGCUCCCCCAUUCCCCCACCAGCACAGCUGCCCAGCCCAUGGCACAUUCCCUGCUCCCCUCUCUGCAGUCAGCCCUUGCUGAGCAGUUUGGGGUGUUGGGGACAGGGUGGUCACCCCAGUGUCACCCCCCUGCCCCCCCAGGGUGUGUGGCUUUGGGCGUCACCCACCCUUGGCUGUUCCAGAGGAGCCAUGGGCAGCUCUGCCUUUCCCAGCAGCUGGAGCAGGGGAUGGCUGAUAAAAGUUUGAGAUAAGAUUUGGGCACUGCUGGUUCUGGGAGAUGUGGCUGGGUGCUGGUGACAGGACAGCCCCUGGACUGGGGGAGCAGGGAGGGCUUGGAAGGCAGAACCCGAGUGGAUGUGGCAGGAAUUUUGGCAGGGAGUUCUGGACAGGGAUCCUGGGGGUUCCCAGGGGACAGCCCUGGGUGUGGGGUGAGGGAUUUUGGAGCGGGAGCUGAGCAUUCUGUCACUCUGAGCAUUCUUCACUUACACUGGGAGUGCUGGGGAAGGGUUUUGUGGGAUUCCUGUUGGUCUCUUCCAGUGAGAGCUGUGCAGGGUUUUGUGGGGUUCCUGUUGGUCACUUCCCACAUGAGCUGUGCAGGGUUUUUUGGGAUUCCCUUUGGUCACUUCCCUGUGAGCUGUGAAGGGUUUUAUGGGAUUCUCAUUGAUGACUUCCCUGUGAGCUGUGAAGGCUUUUAUGGGAUUCCAGUUGGUCACUUCCCUGUGAGCUGUGCAGGAUUUUGUGGGAUUCUUGCUGGUGACUUCCCACAUGAGCUGUGAAAGAUUUUGUAGGGUUCCAGUUGGUGAGUUCCCCUGUGUUUUAUGGGAUUCCCAUUGCUCAGUUCCCAUGUGUAUUACGGGAUUCCCAUUUGUCAAUUCCCAUGUGUUUUAUGGGAUUCACAUGUGUUUUAUGGGAUUCCCAUUUGUCAAUUCCCAGGUGUAUUAUGGGAUUCCCAUUGCUCAGUUCCCAGGUGUAUUAUGGGAUUCCCAUUGCUCAGUUCCCAAUGUGUAUUAUGGGAUUCCCAUUGGUCAGUUCCCUGUGAGCUGUGAAGGUUUUUAUGGGAUUCCUGUUGGUCAGUUCCCGUGUGUUUUAUGGGAUUCCCAUUGCUCAGUUCCCAUGUGUGUUCUGGGGUUCCCAUUGCUCAAUUCCCAUGUGUUUUAUGGGAUUCCCAUGUGUUUUAUGGGAUUCCCAUUGGUCAGUUCCCUGUGAGCUGUGAAGGUUUUUCUGGGGUUCCCAUUGCUCAGUUCCCAUGUGUUUUUUUGGGAUUCCCAUGUGUUUUAUGGGAUUCCCAUUGGUCCCUUCCCUUCCCAGCCGUGCCCAUUGCCUGCAGCUGAGGCAGCAGCUCCUGGAGCACUCCCCUCUCCAUCUUUCCCCGUCCCCCUUCUCCCGAGCUCUCUGCAGGCAGGGCUGAGCCUCUCCAGGGGAUCUUUGCCAAGGCUUUCCCUGCUUGUUGCCGUCUUCCCUCGGCAGUUCCAGCGCCAGAGGAAAAACAGCAACUUCCCAGGAAGCUUUCAAAUUGUCUUAGCAUCAGACGUCACAUAAUCCCACGGGGCUCUUUAGGAUUCUGUGAGCAGACCGCUGGGUUUCCACACUUUUCAGUCACAUGCCUCCACUUUCCCCUCUUUUUUUUUUUUUUUUUUUUUGUUUCUUUUUCUUUUUUUGGUUUGUUUUUUCUUUAUUUUUUUUCCCUUUGAUCCCUUUUUAUUUUCCACGCCCACCGCUUUGCGAGAUGUUUGCAGCGAGCUUCUCUCCCCCCAGUCCGAGGAGUGGGGCCAAAUUGCCUUUUGUCUGUGAGUAUUUCUUUGUCCUUUCAGGGCCUCCUGUGAGCGGUGAGCCCGUGUGUGGUGCCCAGGGCUGCCCGUGCAUGUUCGGGCGUGUUGUGCUGACCCAGGCUGGGAUCUCACCCAAGCCAGCCAGGUUUUAGUCGGGAUAUUUGGGAUGGGAAUUGCGGGACCCCGAGCCUGGCACCCCCCCCUGUUCCCACCGUGGGGGGGGUCAGCAGGGCCCUGCCCAUCACACAGGGGGAUUUGCUUUGCUGGACAGUUUGUCCCCCCCACCCUCUUCUCCUGCUCUGGCAUCACCAAUUCCUCCUCCUCACAAUCUUUUUGGACUUUGUGCUUCGUGGUUUGGGCGCUCAGAUCCAACCCCCUGAUGAUGCUUGGGGCUGGUGGAACUGCAGCUUCCCAGUGUCCCAGCUCUGGAAAAGGGCUGGAUCUUCAUUGUCCUGGCCCUGGAGAACGUGGCCAAGGGGUGGAAUUUUUAUCCCCCCUUAUCCCUAGAGCUGCACUGUGCCACCCUGGAGAUGGUGGCCAAGGGCCACCUGGGUGUUGUCCCUAUGUCCCUGUGGCCCCCACACGUGUGGCUGUCACACUGCCAGCUCCCCUGUUCCCUUUGAAGCACUUCCCGAGGGGGUGAGGAGCAGCGAUGGGGCUCUGGGUGCUAAUUACCCCCUCAAUUAAUUAACGCCCCCUCUCCAUGCCGGGCUGCCCCUGCCACCGCCCCCAGCCAAGAUCCCCCCUCCCCUCUUUUGGGGACGACUUGGGAGCAGAAUUCCCUGCCCCGAUCCCCACCACGGCAAACCAAAAAAAAAAAACAAAAAAAAAACCAAUCCAGAAACGCCCCCAAACUCCCCCUUUUCCUCCUUUUCCCCCCAAAUCCCAAAUCCAGCGCCUCGGGGCUGGGCUUGUCUCUGACCCCUCCUCUCCGAGCUCCCGCCCGUCCCUUCCCCUCCCCGGCUGCCACCUGGAGCUUGGACAUCCGGGAUUGAGGGGACCCCCCCGGCCCGAGGGAGCCCCCAAAUCCAGGGAACGCCCCCACCUCCCCGCAGCCUGGGUUUUUUUGCAUGUUCUAGCAAGGUGCAUGUCCAAGGAGGGGAGUCGGCAAUGGGGCGGGUGGUGGGUUGAGUUCAAGCUUAAUUUUCUUUUUUUGGGAUUGGGAGAACCCCUCUGGCUGCCUCUGGCACGGAUCCCACCUGGCCAGGGGAGCUGGCAGGGAUGCAGAUCCCACCAAACCUCGGCCAGGGAGGACCUGAAGCCCUCCAGGGGUGCAGUGAUGGUGAUUUUAGGGUUCUCGAUGCUGAAGGAUCAUACGCCCGUUGCCUGGAGACUGCCUCCUUUUUAAUUUUUAUUUUUAUUUCCUGCUUUUUUUUUUUUUUUUUUUUUUUAGUUCUGUUGAAAGGAGAAAAAAAAUGGUGAAAAUGUUAUUUAUUGGCAGAAAUUAUUUAAUAUAAUUUCUUCUUUUUUUUUUUUUUUGUGAAACAAGGAAUGAAUUUGUUAGAACUGUCUCGAUGUAAAUCGGAGUCAUCUUUAAGGAGGAAAAAAAAAAGAAAAAAAAAGUUAAAAAUUGACACA
Molecule: messenger RNA, 5877 nt
Organism: Melospiza melodia melodia
Lineage: Eukaryota; Metazoa; Chordata; Aves; Passeriformes; Passerellidae
Gene: PPP3CC
Product: protein phosphatase 3 catalytic subunit gamma
Exons: 15
Coding region: 71-1675 (534 amino acids)
Biological process (GO): calcineurin-mediated signaling
Cellular component (GO): calcineurin complex; cytoplasm
Molecular function (GO): calmodulin-dependent protein phosphatase activity; calmodulin binding
Source: RefSeq, a predicted model, not a curated record